This is a messenger RNA of Trichomonas vaginalis G3, 2502 nucleotides long. Its product is annotated as SCA1 complex scaffold protein SCAA family. The record is from RefSeq and is a predicted model, not a curated record. NCBI's taxonomy places the organism in Eukaryota, Parabasalia, Trichomonadida, Trichomonadidae. The coding region runs from base 1 to 2502 and encodes 833 amino acids. Gene Ontology annotation, biological process: positive regulation of Ras protein signal transduction; positive regulation of TORC2 signaling. The transcript has a single exon.
AUGAAGCAAACAAACAAAGAUGUCUUCUCACAUGAAGAAUAUGCAAAAUAUUUCGAUCCAAGCAAAGCAGAUGAUACUCCAAUUCCGUCACCUUUAAAUUUCAAAUCUUAUGAUGAAUAUAGCAAAGAGUUAUCCAAGUGGUAUACUAACAAAACCAAAACAUAUGCAUCUGCGCUGCUCCCGAUCCCUAUUGCUGGUCAAAUUUACAUCCCAAGCGAACCUAAGAUAUUUACUCCCGAGGAGAAGCAAAAUCCUUCGAGAAUGAGAACAUUCAAGGCUCAGCAAUGGCCUCUGUUACCUAAAAACUAUGCAGAAAUGCUUGGAUACAUCGAAAAUAAUUCUGAAAUCGAUCCAGAAGCCGAAUUUAAAGAGCAGUAUCCAAAGAGAGAAAAGAUUUACAUGAAGCAUCACAUCAGCUCCUCGCCGCAAUGGAUGGAACAAAAAGUUCCUCAAGAACCGAUACCAGAGUUUUAUGAUACAUUGGAAGAAUACGAAGAAGCUUACAAACGCUGGGCAUCAGUUGCUGAUGACAUGUUUACCAUCUCAAUUCCUUCCGUUGAAGAAAUGGAAAAAAUUGCUUUAAUUGACGUAGUAAAACCAACAGAAACAUCUGAAAUGGUACCAGCGACAGAUAUACCUGAAAGUCCAUUGGAUCCUCGCAUUAUAGAACUCGCGAAAAAUACAAAAUUAACACAAUUCAAAUUAUUACCGAUUUUAGAAGAGAUUAAAGAGCCAUUACCCAAGAAACAAGAAUCAGAGUCCCUCGAGACAUACCAAAUUUUCGUUUACGGUGUAGAUCCCCAAGUUUUCCUCAAUGAUAUGAUAAACUACGGUUUGUAUAAGCCAACAACUUCUACAUUGAGGCCAUGCCAUCCUGUUCAUCCCCACGUAUUUAUUAAUGGCGACAAAUCAUUAGCAGAGCCUCUUCUUCUGUCAAGUGCUCCAAUUGACCAGAAUUUCAUUUCAGACAUCAUCAACAUCUUUGUUGCCGACAUUGUCGAACUCUUCUCUUACAACAAAGACGGCGUUCGUGCUUCAGAAGCAUUUUUCAAGUUUUUGUCAAAUGAAAAGAAUUUAGAAGAAUUCAUUGCAAGAUCAGAACUUUCGCAAAGAAUCAAAUACUCAUCAUCACAAUUCUUACUUAAUCUCGUUGAAAAUGUUGAAGAUUCACGACCUCUCACAGAUCUUUUAGAAAACAACCUUACGUUACUUCGAAAAUUCGUUAAACUUCUUACAGUUGCUUCUAACGAAGUCCAUUUUGUCUACACAGGUCUUGACGACAGUAACUCACCAUACAACCCUAUUUUGAAAGGUUAUCUUUUCUCCGUUAUCUUCGAGAUCUUCUCCAAAUGUACUAAUGCAUCUAUCUGUGACGUUUCACGUACAUUAUGUCAACGCUAUUGUGUUGAAAUUGCUAAACUUAUCAACGACGCAAACAUUCACAGUCGAAUCACAUCAGAUCUCAACUCAGACACUAUGAAUGAUGGUACACGUGCCGCACUUAUGAUUCUUAACCUUAGUUCACCACACGUCCACCGUAUUCUUUUCAGCCAUUCAUUUAUUUCAUGGAUCAACGACAUGUCUAAGUUCAAGAACGGCAUCAUCUUCAUCGAAACACUUUCAUACUCUAACGCACUUGAUGCCAUUGCAUUAAUGAUGCUUGGUCCACUUUGUGCUACUAUUGGUUCUAAACUUAAAGACCUUACAGAGCAGACAAGUUAUUGUCUUCGUCGUAUCCUUUACCAUCUUUUCUCUCUUUGCGAAAAAGUUCGUAUCACAUUCAACGGUACUAAUUUAGUUGAAAUCUUCGACACUCUUUCAUCACUUCAGAUCGAAUGUCUUUCUACACUUGUUGCUCCUAUUGCUAAGAUCAUUGUUUGCAAGUCUAUGAUUUCCAACUACAAAGACAACAUCCAGACAUUCCGCGAGACACUUCAAGCCUCAGUUACGAAACUUUGCCAGUCUGCUACCGAAUCAUCUAGCACACAGUUCCGUCAACAGCUUCAAGCACUUAAAAUUCUUUCUAUUGACACAAGUUGUGCUAAAAUCAUGAUCAAACACGAACCAUUUAUGAUCAAAGUAUUCGAGCACUUGACAAGCAAUGACAUGAACACUGUGUUUCUUUCAUGGGACUUCUUAGAACUUCUUUCUAAAGAUUCCGAAGCAUUUAAGAUGCUUCCCGACAAUGAAACAUACGUUAACAAGAUUUGUGAUUUCCCAUCUAAGUCCAGUUUAGUUACUGUUCGGAAACUUAUUGAGUUUUCAUUCAAGAUCUGGAACAGCCACGAUCCAACACUUACAUCAUCAUGGAACAAAGUUAUUUCGCGUGCUAUCAAACUUAUCUAUUCAUAUCAACACAUCUUUAAGAAUGACAAGCGUAUGAAAGAACUUAAUGAAGAGUUCUUCAGCUACAUCAGCAAAUCUAAGAAUCCCGACUUUAAGAACGUUAAAGAAGAGUUGAAGAAAGCAGAAGAAGACAGUCAAUCAUCAAAGAAGAAAUAA